This is a messenger RNA of Varroa destructor (honeybee mite), 1724 nucleotides long. It is a transcript of the gene ND-SGDH, whose product is annotated as NADH dehydrogenase (ubiquinone) SGDH subunit. Gene Ontology annotation, cellular component: respiratory chain complex I. The record is from RefSeq and is a predicted model, not a curated record. Lineage: Eukaryota; Metazoa; Arthropoda; Arachnida; Mesostigmata; Varroidae.
CGACUUUCGUAGACCUGUUUAUUUUAUUGUUUGUACUUUAUGACUGCACAUAUACACAGAGGUUCAUACAUUUUCUUGUCAAGUGUUGCCAUCUACCAGUCUUUCCUUCUGCCUGCUUGGGUUAUACAGCGACCUUUUAGCAUAGAACAGAGAGAUGAUCAAAACAAAACGGGUCGUCGUGUCCUGAACGGCGAAUGUGUUAUAGAGGGUCAGCUAACACUACGACUCCUGCUAGAGUCUUUGUGAAAUAUUUAUCGGAGCGCUGUAUGCGCAAGACACGCUGUUGUCGCGGAUUUUCGUUGCUCAUGAAUUCAGUGUGAUCAUCUAGCUCAAGGGACAAUGGCAGUUUUUAGUCGCCUUCUUGCCGCAACCACCAGGCCGAUAGUUCGCGUCGCCCUAAAUAAUGGCAAAAGUAGUACAAGUGACCUUGUGCAGCGGCACUCGACCCGUUUUUGUAGCGACCACCAUCGCAUAAUGGAAAUUACGCCAUCGAAAUGGUCGUGGCAUAAAUGCAAAGACGAGCUGCAUUUGUACUUUUGGGGCGCUGCCAUACCCGUAUUCGUAUUCAUCCAUCUCGUCAACAUCUUUAUCGGCCCUGCGGAACUGGCUGAAACCCCCGAGGGUUAUGUACCUGAGUAUUACGAGUAUUACAGCCACCCGAUUACUCGCUGGCUUGCCAAGUACGUUUAUAGUGAUCAUCAGGCUAACUAUGAGAGAGCUAUGCACCAUCUUCAGCAAGAGUUUGAAAAGACACAAAUGAGAAGAAUCGAAGCUAAGGUAAACCUGCUGCAGAAACAACGCGGUGAUUACAUGGGUAACUUCUACAUACCCACUGACGCGUAUAAGUACACCCAAGUUAAGGUCUAUGAACGUGAGAAUUUGAAAGAAGGUUAUGGCCGUGUCGACUAAGCGCGAAAGACAAAGCGAAUCACGACACUAUAUUAGCUCAUGGAGGGAAACAAGCUAAAGAAGGGAGAGCGUAAACUAACAUCGAUGCUCUUAAGAGCUAAACACUUGAAAUCGAUAGUUUUAGAAGAGAAAAGUGAGAUAAAUUGAGUUUAGAUUGAAGCCAAUGGAACAAGGAGAGGCGGUUCGUGUUCGAAGAAGGGACAAUAUCGUUUUGACCACUGUGUUUUAGGUUGACGUAAAAAAUGCAAAAGAAUGUGUUAUCGGAUGUGCAUUGACUAAAACUUAUCCAUUCUCUAUAUGAUGUAUGGCUGUCACUUUAAAUAAAAAGGACCGGGCUCUGUUAUAGAACAACGUAAUGAAAAAAUGUGUUUCCUAUUCUUAAAAUUAUCGUCUUCAAUCUAUCUCUUGUUGUUUUUUUGCAUUUUCAUCAUCUUCAUGCAUUUCAUAUGUAAGUUAACGUUCCUUAUUUGUGUUCACUACAGUAAGCUAUAUAGACGUCUAGAAGUUAUACCUCACGGAUAACAGGCAGGUACACAUGGUAUGGCCAACUGACUAUGCACAUUGUAAUUACGCAUAGGAAGUACGCACGAAAAAUAUUCGAUGGCAAUGUAUGAUGUACAUGAUGAGUAAAAGGAGACGUAAUAAUUCCUUCGGAAGCUAGAAAGUUAUGAGCUGGUCGUCAUUCGCAAUUAGUUAACCUAUAUGCGGAAGUGCAACACAAAAUUAUUUCCGGCAUGGCGAUUCAGGUAAUGCAGAAUGUUUUAUGUUUUCCAAUUCUAACGCUUCGUGUUUUUGUAAAUCUGUACAUUUGUGUA